AUGGUCACCGACCUCGAGGCUGAAUACUUGGAAAAGCCGGGAAAGCCCAAAACCUCUGGCCAUCCUGAGCCAGAGGACCAAACACGAGAUCCACGAUCCAGGAAACCUCUUCCACUCGAUGAACGCCCGCUACCACCGCUUCCUCCCUGGGUAUCCGAAUCCAAGCCAGAGUUGCCCUUGUCAGCUAAACGCCUGAGUGAUAUGACCGAAAAGUGCUUGUCUAUGUAUUUCGAUAGUCUUUUGGACACGUCCCGACGUGGGCUGGUGCUAGACGACAAUCAUGGUGAUAGAUCUCGAUCUUUCAAAGCAGAUGGUCCCUCGUCGAUGCCAGCAAACGGCCCGGGCCCCGGUUAUCUGGUGCGUAAGGAUCCUCGCAGCCGAAGUGCCUCUGGAUCUGGUGAACGAGACCAACCUUCUCUGCUGAAGCAGAGCUCCCAUCUGUUGGCACCCCAAAUGGCUCAAUGGAAAGGGAAUGACACGACAGUCCGAACUCGUGCCAAUUCAGACUUGCGGUCCGGACCCCAGCUUGAUACCCACCAGCAGGAGACAGUGCGACCCUUGGAUUCCGAAGACAAGAACCAUGAGAAUCAACCGUGGAUCUUUGCACGGUUAGAGCAACACAUAAUUGCCUCUUUAAAAGGUAUUGACACUCUGAACUCAUCCUUUUCUACAUAUCAACCGUCUGUUCGAUCUGCGAGCAGCGGAGCUCCGCCGAAGAUGAAGCUAGACCCAACUAGCAUGGCCGAGUCCACGUUCAAUGUACCUGUGUUUGAGCCUGACGCCAAGACACUCUUACUUGGAGACUUGGCUGAAAAUUCCUCAUGGUGGAUGACUGAGUGGGCUCAGGCGGAGGGGCAGAUGCCUUCAUCAACAAAGGAGAAAAAUUCAAAUGCCUCUCGCCUGAUAUCUUUCAGAAGCCCUCGCAUAAACUGGGCAGAGGUGGCUCGGUGGUAUCAACUGCUUCUCACGGCGGGUUCGUCUUGGCCCGAUCGUUGGAUGGCCAAGAAACCGGAUCCAUCUCGUUCGGAGGCAGACUCAAUCCGCUUCAGCAGAUGGCAGUCAAUUGAUCUUUCCAUAAUCGACAAGGAAAUAGUCGAUUCGCGUAUGCAUCUCCAGCGAACCUUGAUGAAAGCCACAGAGAAUCUUCUGAAGCGCCCCAGGCGUGUUCUCAAAAAGGCGGAAGACACGAGGUGGCUAUUCAUUCUUCUGGCAAAUCCCUUGCUGUCAGCUUCUGGCUCCCACUUCCAUGAUAGAACACCUCAAGCGCCUCACCGUGAGGACCGGCGUCCAUCAAUCCCAAAGAACAGCCCACGCCCCACAACAAGAGAAGGCAGGCCGUCUCGCAAAGACCUACCCGCGCCAACGGUUCGUAACGGCAGUGCAAGCAAUCACUGCGGAAUCAUCAAGCGUAUUCUAGGCUUGAUGUCAAAUGUGUCAAAUGAGUGCCAUCAUCACUUUAUCUCUUGGUUUUCUCGCUUUUCAGUCGGGCAAUUCGAACGCCUGGUAGAACUGACGGGCGGAUUUGUGACUUAUCGGCUGACCCGCCAACAUGGCCGCAAACGCAGCGAGGUCCCCAAAGAGGGAGACGAACUUGUUCCAAGUUUUGCAAGUGCUGCAGGCAACACGCCUGCUGAGUUACAUGCGGCCAUCAACAACCGACGGAGCCCGAACAAGCAACCGGCCAAGAAGGAAGAGCCGCCUGUAGUAUAUGCAGAGGAUUGGCAAAUCAGAGCGGCAUCGAGAAUCUUAUCGCUGCUAUUCACUGCGAAUACUCAGGUAUCGCGCAAGUCAGAUGCACUCGCUCUGCAAGAUUCAAAGGCGAUACGCCAUGUCAACAAUGGCAUGCAACAGUCAAACCGCCAUGACGGCUAUCGGGUCCCGAUCAGUGCCUUCUACAAUACCUUGUUGGAUUACUCUGAUCUCAUCGCCGAUUUCGAGAUCUGGGAGUCGAAAAGCUCCAAAUUUUCUUUCUGCCAAUAUCCCUUCUUCCUCAGCAUCUGGGCGAAGAUCCAUAUCCUAGAGCAUGACGCACGCCGGCAGAUGGAAGUCAAGGCCCGCGAAGCAUUUUUCAAUAGUAUUCUCAACCACCGUGCUGUCAGCCAAUAUCUUGUGCUGAAGGUUCGUCGGGAUUGCCUUGUUGAGGAUAGUCUUCGAGGAGUUAGCGAGGUCGUCGGCUCAGGACAAGAGGAAAUCAAGAAGGGUCUUCGCAUUGAAUUCCUUGGAGAGGAAGGUGUCGAUGCCGGUGGCCUCCGUAAAGAAUGGUUUCUUCUUCUUGUUAGGGAGAUCUUCGACCCAGACCACGGACUAUUCGUUUAUGAUGAUGACUCGCAAUAUUGCUAUUUCAACCCUCACUGUUUUGAAUCGUCUGAACAGUUCUACCUGGUUGGUGUUUUGCUUGGGCUUGCUAUUUACAACUCCACUAUUCUUGACAUCGACUUGCCACCAUUUGCUUUCAGGAAACUGCUUGCUGCCGCGCCGCAGAAUUCUGGGCCACACCCGGCAAACCCUCAUCGUUCAAAAUUCAAAUGCACUCUGGAUGACCUUGCUGAAUUCCGGCCUGCGCUUGCCAAAGGACUCCGCGGCCUACUUGAGUUUGAGGGUGAUGUUACCGAAACCUUUUGUUAUGAUUUUGUCGCCCAAGUCGACCGUUAUGGAGAAGUUUUGGAUGUCCCUCUUUGCACAGGAGGGGAGAAACGGCCCGUCACAAAUGCAAACCGACGUGAGUUCGUGGAAUUGUAUGUCCACUACCUGCUAGAUGCGGCAGUGGCCCGACAAUUUGAGCCAUUUAAGCGUGGCUUCUUCACCGUCUGUGGUGGAAAUGCCUUAUCACUCUUUCGAUCAGAAGAAAUCGAGCUGCUAAUUCGCGGCUCUGACGAAGCCCUUGAUGUGUUGUCCCUGCGGGCAGUGGCCACAUAUGAUAAUUGGUCAUCCCGUCGACCUGAAUCCAUUGCCGUUGUGCAAUGGUUCUGGGACUUUUUCGAGGCAUCACCGCCCCAAGCACAACGGAAGAUCCUAUCAUUCGUCACCGGCAGCGAUCGGAUACCUGCGAUGGGCGCCACUAGCCUCUCUAUUCGGCUUGUCUGUCUCGGAGAUGAUUGUCCCCGCUACCCAAUCGCACGGACCUGCUUCAAUACUUUGGGCCUAUAUCGUUAUGCCACCCGAGAAAAAUUCCAAAGAUUACUCUGGGAUGCCGUUGUAAAUAGCGAAGGCUUUGGAUUGAAAUGA
This is a messenger RNA of Penicillium macrosclerotiorum, 3225 nucleotides long. RefSeq names its product HECT-type E3 ubiquitin-protein ligase. The transcript is spliced from 2 exons. Lineage: Eukaryota; Fungi; Ascomycota; Eurotiomycetes; Eurotiales; Aspergillaceae. Gene Ontology annotation, molecular function: ubiquitin protein ligase activity. Gene Ontology annotation, biological process: protein polyubiquitination. The coding region runs from base 1 to 3225 and encodes 1074 amino acids. The record is from RefSeq and is a predicted model, not a curated record.